Molecule: messenger RNA, 1155 nt
Organism: Coffea eugenioides
Lineage: Eukaryota; Viridiplantae; Streptophyta; Magnoliopsida; Gentianales; Rubiaceae
Product: transcription factor CYCLOIDEA-like
Exons: 2
Coding region: 1-1155 (384 amino acids)
Biological process (GO): regulation of secondary shoot formation
Cellular component (GO): nucleus
Molecular function (GO): sequence-specific DNA binding; DNA-binding transcription factor activity
Source: RefSeq, a predicted model, not a curated record
AUGUAUCCUUCCAGUACCAAUUGUACUCAUAAUCCUAUACCCUUCUCUUGGGAAAGUGUUGAACAUAGGCCUUUAUUUCACAGUGACAUCAACCCGAAUUCCAAAUUUGAAGACCCUCUCCUAACUUCCUUGUUCCACUUUGCUUCUCCAUGCAUUUAUGAGGAUGCUGUCAAUGAAUUCCCAUGGCAACAACUAGAUGACACUUAUCUCUAUCAGCAACAGUUGAGUACAGCUGAGAACAGCUUAGCUGAGAUUGUUAAUCACAUGGCUGAUCCAAAUUCAGAUCCUGUACAUGGACUAAAACAAGACUGGAACAAAAAUGGUGAGAGCACAGGUGAGAAGGUUACAAGGAAGAGAUUGUCAAAUAAAGAUAGGCACAGCAAGAUCAAUACUGCUCAUGGUCCAAGGGACAGAAGAAUGAGACUGUCCCUACCAGUUGCUCGGAAGUUUUUCGAUUUGCAAGAUGUUUUGGGGUUUGAUAAGGCUAGUAAAACUGUGGACUGGUUGCUGAGACAGUCAAGUUCAGCAAUCGAAGAGAUUAUGAGAGGCCUGCCACGGAUGAGGCACAGCCGUAGUGUUGGUGCAAACACUAGUGUAUCCUCUACUUCUGAGGGUGAAGUGGUAUCUGGAAUCGAAGAUUCAAUUCGAGAUACCACUCAUGACAACCAGCAGGCAAAUAUCAGUGUAAAGAUGAAAGCUAAAUCCUCUUCCAAGAAAGAGAAGAAGGCUAAACUAGUUCGUCGAACUGCACUACAUCGUCUUGCAAGGGAGUCAAGGAAAGUAGCAAGGGAAAGGGCAAGGAAGAGAACAAUAGAAAAAAGAAAACUUGGCGAAUCAAGGUUAUGUUUUGCAGCAAGGGAUAGGGAAUCUUGGGGUUCUUUUGAAACGGAUGAAGGAUCAGGCACCCCAGCUCAGAAAAUACAUCCUUCCAUUGAAGGACUGACUGAAGUGGAAGAACUUAACCCUCAUGAGAGAAGGCUUCUGGAGACUAGAGAAUACGCGGCUGGUGAGAUUUUGCUAACCACAGGCAAUUGGAACCCAUCAACUAUCCCCGUCUAUCAGCAAAAUACUGAAAUUUCCAAUGAGCAUCAGUUCUCUGACUUUCAGUUUUGUGGCAAAGCAUGGGAGGCCUACGACAUGAGUCUAGGUGGAUGA